CGUGUCAAGAAGGUGCCGGAAGCUUUCAGUCGGUCCAAAAUGGCUUACCAGACGCUGCAACAGGAAUACCUACAGAUUCCUGUUGUUACGAGGGCAUACACAACCGCCUGCGUUCUCACAACUGCUGCGGUGCAACUAGAGAUCAUCACACCAUUUCAGCUCUACUUCAACCCAGAUUUAAUUCUAAGAAAUUAUCAGGUAUGGCGGCUAAUAACCAACUUCCUGUUUUUUGGUCCUGUUGGUUUCAAUUUCCUGUUCAAUAUGAUUUUUCUGUACAGAUACUGUCGGAUGCUGGAGGAGGGCUCUUUCAGGGGACGCACGGCUGACUUUGUCUUCAUGUUCCUCUUUGGUGGACUUCUGAUGACUAUAUUUGGCACUUUUGUGAGUCUGGUGUUCCUGGGUCAGGCCUUUACCAUCAUGCUGGUGUACGUGUGGAGUCGACGGAACCCAAAUGUUCGCAUGAACUUCUUUGGCCUGCUCAACUUCCAGGCACCCUUCCUGCCCUGGGUGCUGAUGGGAUUCUCACUUCUGCUGGGCAACUCUAUCAUCGUGGAUCUUUUAGGUAUUGCUGUUGGUCAUGUGUACUUCUUUCUGGAGGAUGUUUUCCCAAAUCAGCCAGGUGGUGGAAGGUGGCUCAAGACCCCAUCAAUCAUAAAGAUGCUCUUCGACACUCCAGAAGAAGAUGCCAACUACAACCCCCUGCCCGAGGACCGCCCGGGCGGGUUUGCGUGGGGGGAAGGACAGCGCCUUGGUGGUUAAAUACACCCUCCAUUUCAUCCCUGAUCGUCGGGUCACCUUCAGGGGCCUUCCUGCAGAGAUAUGAAGUGGCGGACAUGGUCUUUGUUUUGACGUGUUUGUUUAGUUCUGGAUGAGGAAUGCCAAACAGCCACAAGUGGUUUGGAGAUAACGGUCUGUCUGUGUUUAUGGGCUUUAAUCAUCUUCACAAACUCUUCUUGAUGCCAGAUCGCCGCUCUAAGACUAUUUGAUAGAACACAAGCUUCAGAUGGAACUGUGGACGAUGAACCUGAGGCCUCAGGUGAUGUUUGUCUUUAUCUCCGGGGGAAAAAAAUAAAUAAAUUAUAGCAUACAAUUAUAUGGAAGGGGAAAAUGACAGCAGUGAAAAAAUAUUGAAAUGAAUUUAUUCAUAAAGAGUACAUUUUUUAUUUCACUUUUUUAAAGAAUAAAUGUGUGUUGCAAACAA
Molecule: messenger RNA, 1201 nt
Organism: Archocentrus centrarchus (flier cichlid)
Lineage: Eukaryota; Metazoa; Chordata; Actinopteri; Cichliformes; Cichlidae
Gene: derl2
Product: derlin 2
Exons: 7
Coding region: 40-759 (239 amino acids)
Source: RefSeq, a predicted model, not a curated record